AUGGCCCGCACGGCUCCCCCGACAGUGCCGCCGCCCCCGGGGCCGCCGGCUCGCGGCUCCCUCAGCCUCCAUCGCGCCUACCUGCGGAGCCCGCUGGGCCUGCUACGCUUGGGGCAGCUGGCUCUGGGCGCUGCCUUCUGGGUGACGGUAGCGGCUCAUAAGUACGAGGGGGCGGCCCACUUCGCUCUGUUUGCCGCCGUCCUGGUCUGGCUUCUCACCCUGGCCCUCUUCGGGCUGAGCCUGCUGGGGCGCUGGGAGCUGGUGCCCUGGCUGGGCUCCCGCUGGCUCCUCACCAACCUGGUGCACGACCUGGCACUGGGUGUGGGGCUCUACGCAGCUGCCACUGGCAUCAUGGGUCACAAGGCCAAGCAGAGAAGCUUUUGCAACCUGCCGGGCUACAGCCAGCACUGCCUUUACAGUGCCUACCUGAGCGCCUCCAUCUGUGGGGGCAUCACUGCCUGCCUGUACCUCUUCUCCGGGCUCUAUUGCCUAUCACGGCGUUGCCAGGACCAGCGAGACAUCAUCUGAGAUCCCGUGCCACUUGGCUCCCCUUCUCAGCCGCAGACAGAACACGACCUGUCUUUGGGAUGAAAUGACCCUGCCACCCCAUCCCCUCCUGGCUGACUGCACUGCAGUUCCUCCAGAGAAUCCUGCACAGACGGAUGGACAGACAGAGGCCUUCGCCGAGCACGGCUUCCCCUGCAGCGCACUGAGACAGCAUGGACACCCAGCCACUGCACAGGCCCUUCUCCCACCCUUGGACAGAUGUAGGCUAUUGCAAGUGGAAGGACCCAAAUGGAGAGCCCCCAAGAGGCAUACCAAUCUUUGUGAGCCCCUCCUAGGACUCAAGGCAAAAUCCCCUGCCCCUGGUCUUGCAGAUGCUGCAUGCUCAGAGAGGUUUGUGGCUCCUAGCCACCCAGAGCCACUGAACCAGCCCUGUGGCCAGGCUACUCCAAAAGGGAUGGAAACAGCCUCACUGAUGGAGACCAGCCUGCAGCCCUCCCUGUCUCUGCUGCACUUGGUUUAUCAUCCUGGAAAAUUUUCAUCUCUGGACUCUCUGGGACUGGGCAGUGCCUGGAGACUGUGGUGAGGUGGAGGGGAAGGGUGAACCUUGCAGCAUGGCAGUGCUAGGCUGUGCUGGCACUGUCCAUAGGGGAGCUGCGGCCAGGCAUUGUGGGAGCAUAACCCACCUUGGAGAACAGAAGAGGACACUGGCACUGGAGCCAGCCCAGCCCUGGAUUAGCCUCCACAACCCACCAGGUCCCAAGCCCUGAUGAGGCCAUGUAGGGCUGACUAGAGAAAUGGACAGCCAGACAGAAUUUUUAGAGCAGCAGCUCCACACUGGGACUGCACUGCCACAAGCCCUCCUCACCCUGCCUGGAGGCAGGUCCUCUCUAUUGCUCACAGUGCAAGGGAGGGUCUGCUCCGGUCUCUGUAGACUCAGAUCAGUGACAUGUGUGUCCUCAGCAGCUGGCCACAGCUGCCUGUUGCCUGGGGUUCCCUGGAGCCUUUUUUGAGGUGGAGAGCAGCAGCCAUGAUUCCCCUGGGGGCUUGAAUCGGUCUGGGAUUGGUACUGGGUCACCACUUCCAUCAUGAUGUGCUGUCCCAGUGGAUACCCCAUAUGCUCAGGGGCCCUGCCAAGCCCCAGGGCAUGUACCCCUUCCCUGGGUAGGACAUGCUGUCUGUGCACUGUGUCAAGGCUGGUCCCUGACACCGCCUGCCUCUGCCUUACUCUGGUGCAGCCCUUGUGCCAAAAUGUCUUUGGUGCUUCUGCCACCACAAGUGCCUUCCCCUGGCUUUCUGCAGCCCUGUCUGUCACAUCAGCUCCAUCCCCCUACAGCCUCCUUUCAGGUGCCACAAAUAAAGCAAUGUUGGCACUCACUGGAUGUCUGGGGCUUUGUG
This is a messenger RNA of Poecile atricapillus (Black-capped chickadee), 1902 nucleotides long. It is a transcript of the gene MARVELD1, whose product is annotated as MARVEL domain containing 1. Gene Ontology annotation, cellular component: membrane. Gene Ontology annotation, biological process: myelination. NCBI's taxonomy places the organism in Eukaryota, Metazoa, Chordata, Aves, Passeriformes, Paridae. The transcript is spliced from 2 exons. The record is from RefSeq and is a predicted model, not a curated record. The coding region runs from base 1 to 528 and encodes 175 amino acids. Gene Ontology annotation, molecular function: structural constituent of myelin sheath.